Messenger RNA from Pangasianodon hypophthalmus (striped catfish), 3454 nucleotides. It is a transcript of the gene kcnq2a, whose product is annotated as potassium voltage-gated channel, KQT-like subfamily, member 2a. Lineage: Eukaryota; Metazoa; Chordata; Actinopteri; Siluriformes; Pangasiidae. The transcript has 19 exons. Gene Ontology annotation, molecular function: voltage-gated potassium channel activity. The record is from RefSeq and is a predicted model, not a curated record. Gene Ontology annotation, biological process: transmembrane transport; potassium ion transport. Bases 258 to 2891 code for a protein of 877 amino acids. Gene Ontology annotation, cellular component: membrane.
CCACGCCCCUUAUUGCUUUUGCUACGACUUCAUUCAUUCGGAAAAUAACAAAAUCUCUACGAAUUGCGCGUGCGAUGGGGUUGAAAAGGUAAGUACAGGACGGAACUUAGUCCCAGGCAGGAGAGCAGGAGAGCAGGAGAGCACUGCAGCUUCUCUCCACUGGCUUGUCUCCAGUGGGGGGAAAAUCUCCGAACACACACCCAUUCGGGCGAUGCUCGUUGUCCAGUCUGACAGCGUGGCUCUCUGAGGCUCUGACAAUGGCGAAGAAAUCAGCCAACGGGGACCUGUCUCGCUCUCCGUCGCAGGAGAAGAAGAAGCCGAAGGUGGGUUUCGUGGGAGUGGAUGCCAGCGGCGCGGAGACGAGUCGGGACGGCGUGCUGCUGAUCGGCAGCGGAGAGCGCGCGCGCCGGAGCUCCAGCGGCAGGAUGGGGCUGUACAGAGCGCGAGCGAGCUUGGGCGGCGCGCGCGGGACUCACCGACGCAGCGCGGGCUACCGGAGACUGCAGAAUUUCCUCUACAACGCACUGGAAAGACCGCGAGGCUGGGCGUUCGUCUACCACGCUUACGUCUUUCUGCUGGUGUUCUCCUGCCUUGUCCUCUCUGUGUUUGCUACCAUUAAAGAGUUCAAAAACAGCUCAGAGAAUGCCUUGUACAUUCUGGAAAUUGUGACCAUCGUGGUGUUUGGUGUGGAAUACAUAGUGCGGCUCUGGGCUGCCGGCUGCUGCUGUCGCUACAGAGGAUGGAGAGGGAGGCUGAAAUUCGCUCGCAAGCCCUUCUGUGUUAUAGACAUCAUGGUGCUGUUUGCCUCCGUGUCUGUGCUGGCUGCUGGCUCUCAGGGCAAUGUGUUCGCCACCUCAGCCAUCCGCAGUCUCCGGUUCCUGCAGAUCCUCAGGAUGCUGCGCAUGGACCGCCGGGCAGGCACAUGGAAACUACUGGGAUCUGUGGUCUAUGCGCAUAGCAAGGAGCUCAUCACUGCAUGGUAUAUAGGCUUCCUCUGUCUCAUCCUGGCCUCUUUUCUGGUGUACUCAGUAGAGAAGGAUAAUAAUGCAGAGAUGUUUGAGACCUAUGCUGAUGCUCUCUGGUGGGGGCUGAUCACUUUGACCACUAUUGGUUAUGGGGACAAGUUUCCUGUCACAUGGAAUGGACGCCUGAUUGCCGCAACCUUCAGCUUGAUUGGCGUGGCUUUCUUUGCUCUGCCAGCAGGUAUUCUGGGCUCAGGCUUUGCUCUGAAGGUCCAGGAGCAGCACAGACAGAAGCAUUUUGAGAAACGCCGGAACCCUGCUGCAAGCCUUAUUCAGGCUGCCUGGAGAUUCUAUGCAACAAACCUCUCUCGAACAGACCUGCUGUCAACCUGGGAUUUUUAUGAGCAGACAGUGUCUGUUCCAAUGUACAGGCUGAUCCCUCCUCUGAAUCAGCUGGACCUUUUGCGCAGUCUGAAGGGCAGGUCUGGAUUCAGGAAGGACUCACAGCCUGAAGCUUCUCCCAGUAGUGAGAUUUCACACAAAGACACCCUCUGUGGGUGUUGCCCGAGAAGCAAUAGCCGUAAGCCAAGCUUAAAAGAGAAAGCAUUCUCCAGCCCCUCUAAGAGUGCAGGGGGAAAGGAGACCAAAUCGCCUGGAGCAGACGAGGGAGCAGCAGAAAGUCCUAGCAAAGUGCCAAAGAGCUGGAGCUUCACUGAGCGAAACCGCUCCAAACACUCCUUGAAGAUGAAAGAGGGUCGGACCUCAGAAGUGCUGAUUGAGAUGCAGGAUGAAGACCUCGGAAUGAAGAGUUCUCCAGCAAUUGAGGGGUUGAUCAAAGCAAGUCUUCCUGAGGACUUUGGCGAUGAUAGAAACUAUGAAUUUCUGCAAGAUCUGUCUCCUGCACUGAAAGCCACCAUAAGGGCAAUCUGUAUCAUGCGGUUCCUGGUGUCUAAGAGGAGGUUUAAAGAGAGCUUGAGGCCGUAUGAUGUAAUGGAUGUGAUUGAGCAGUAUUCAGCAGGCCAUCUGGACAUGCUGUCUCGCAUCAAGAACCUGCAGUCCAGGAUAGAUUUGAUUGUGGGCCCCCCACCCCCUUCGACCCCUCGCCAUAAGAAGGUGGACCAGAUAGUGGGGAAGGGAGUAUCAUCAGGGGAUAAGGAGAAACCCAAGAGUGAUACUGCUCAGGAAAAUGACCCCAGCAUGAUGGGCCGAUUUGUCAAGAUGGAGAAACAGGUGGGUGCGAUGGACCGCAAACUAGACUUCCUGGUGAAUGUAUAUACCACGCGCAUGGGUAUUCCACGCUCUGAAACUGAAGCUUUGCUGGGCUUUAAGAUAGCUGAUCCAGCACCACCUUACCACAGCCCAGAAGACAAGAGUGAGAAGGUGCAGGACGAAGAGGAAGAGAAGAAGAGCCCAGAGCCCGGCCCAACUGGGACGCCUGCCAAUGGCAUGUGCCGCCCAUCCACAUCCUGGCAUCAGCAGAGUGAGCAGCCGCUCAAUGUGCCUCUUUGGAAUAACAGUCGUGGGGCAUCACCGGGCACUGAUGACCCAUCACUUUACCGUAUCCCACCUCCACCAACACAUGAGAGUGGGGAGGGCGGACGGCAAAGGCGACACAGACGCACACGGCCUAACACAGGUGUUGACAGCGACACAUCCCUGUCCAUUCCUUCAGUGGACCAUGAGGAGUUAGACCGCUCAUUCAGUGGCUUCAGCAUCUCACAAGCCAAGGAAGAGGAUUUCCUUCCUCCAGUGAAUCUCGGACUGUUUGGGGGCGGAAGAGGAAUGGCCUUCUGUACUCGUAUCAGACCCUACUUGGCUGAAGGGGAAUCGGACACAGACUCAGAUCUUUACACACCUGGUGCUCCUUCACCUCUAUCGUUUACAGGGGAGGUGACAUUCGGAGACAGGGGCUGGCCAGGUCUGAAGUAGAAGAAAAUGCCUAAGUGAGCCUUCGAAUUGCAACAAGAGCCUUCAGAUCCUGAGUGGAUAAUGGUAACAAAAGCUUAAUCAAAGAAUCCAAUGUGGUCAUUAAUGCAUGAGGACUAAAAUAACCCAGUUAGAACCCAAUGAACAUGAUCCACUCAGUGGACACCUGUUAACUGGUAUGGCCAUAUCAUGUUCAUAAUGAUAAUAUUACUUUGGCACGAGAGUGACUUUAACAAAUGUAACAUACUUUGUGGCCUCCUAAUUCAAGACAUCUGUCUUGGAUGCACACUUAAAAAAAAAAAGAGUUUUCAUGUAAGCAGGUAUUGGCUUGAGUUAUUCAUCUCAUGGGUCAUUUCUUUGUACUAAUGUAGUUAUGAAUAUUUAUGGUACCAGUGUUUAUUACCAAGGCAAUAUUAGAAGCACUUUACAUAUGGAUUGUACAUACAUAAUAAUAAUUAAUGAUAGUGUGCCUGCUUUUGCUCUUAGUUUAUUUUUCCUUUUAUUUCUUUUAUAGAUAACAUAAGAGACUGUAAUGAUGAACAGACAACAGUAAUAUAUGAAUUUGU